Molecule: messenger RNA, 186 nt
Organism: Penicillium verrucosum
Lineage: Eukaryota; Fungi; Ascomycota; Eurotiomycetes; Eurotiales; Aspergillaceae
Exons: 3
Coding region: 1-186 (61 amino acids)
Source: RefSeq, a predicted model, not a curated record
AUGUGGUGGGAAAACACAACGUUGACACAUCCGCACACUCUGCCCUUCUUUGCCAACAACAUCAAGGAAAGCCCCCGUUACAUCUACACCACCCCACAGUCCUCGAGAGCUGCCUCGCGCACUAUCGGAAUAAACGAACUCACAACUACUUACGCUGGUGGAACCAUCGAGGAAUGGAUACAAUGA